GGUAAUGCACCAGUAAGUUAGCUGCCAACCGCCUUAAAAUCCAAAGAAGAAGAAGAAGAAGAAGAAAAAGAAGAAUGUUCUGACGUAAUAUCCGCAGCAUUUAGUGUUUCGCGGACGGACUGAAGCCUCAGUAAAGUUGUCAUUCCACCAGAUUCAGUCUUUCACAUUGAGCAGGCAGCCAUGGCCAAUCAAUCAGUCGAUAUCUUAUCAAAGGUUUUGGAGCAGUCAGCUAAGCUGGUGGAGGAGCAGGUGGAUGCACAGUUAAGUAAACUAAAUGAAAUGGAUGAGGAUGAUUUGGACAGGCUGAGAGAGAAGCGCUUAGAAGCCCUUAAAAAAGCUCAGAAACAGAAGCAGGACUGGUUGUCCAAAGGCCACGGCGAGUAUAGAGAAAUCUCUAGUGAGAAAGAUUUUUUUGGUGAAGUGAAGGAGAGCAAAAAUGUUGUCUGCCACUUCUACAGAAAUUCAACUUUCAGAUGUAAGAUCCUCGACAAACACUUGGCCGUCUUGGCGAAAAAGCAUGUUGAGACCAAAUUCAUCAAACUGAAUGCAGAAAAGGCACCGUUUCUGACAGAGAGGCUGCGCAUCAGAGUUAUACCUACACUGGCUCUGCUAAUAGAUGGAAAAUCUAAGGACUAUGUGGUUGGAUUUGCUGAUCUGGGCAACACAGAUGAGUUUUCCACAGAGGUACUUGAAUGGAGACUUGGAUGUGCAGAUGUUAUUAACUACAGUGGAAACCCGAUGGAGCCCCCAACAGUUAAAUCAGGAAAAAAGUUCACAAAAGUGGAGAAGAAAGCCAUCAGAGGACGAGGAUGUGAGUCAGAUUCUGAAGAUGACUGAAAGGUUCUAAUGGCUAUCUGGUUUUGUCUUUCGUAAUAGUCUUGUAGAAAGCCCUUUGUAAUUUUUCCCUUCUCAAUGGCAUCAACAACAUAUUAAUUUGCAUAAUUUAAAUCUCAAGAUCAAUGGAUUUAUCUGAUCGUGGAUCCUGCCUUGUUUAGCCUUAUUUGAUAAAUUAUGUGCCAUGUUUAAAUUUGGAAUACAAAGUGGUAACACACAUGCAUCAUGUUGUUAUUCAGGCAUUUGUAACUGUCCUAGUCUUAUGUUAGAAGAGAUUUAUAGAUACAUGUGGGACAAGAAUGAAUUUAUUCUGAGUUUAGCAUUUGAAUACAUUUUUUUUUUUAAUGAAAUGAUCUUGAAGCAGGAGUUGGAAUUACAAUGUAGACCUAAUGAAAAUCAUAAAAUGUA
Melanotaenia boesemani (Boeseman's rainbowfish) is the source of this 1242-nucleotide messenger RNA. It is a transcript of the gene txndc9, whose product is annotated as thioredoxin domain containing 9. The record is from RefSeq and is a predicted model, not a curated record. The coding region runs from base 181 to 837 and encodes 218 amino acids. Gene Ontology annotation, biological process: microtubule cytoskeleton organization. Gene Ontology annotation, cellular component: cytoplasm. The transcript is spliced from 5 exons. Lineage: Eukaryota; Metazoa; Chordata; Actinopteri; Atheriniformes; Melanotaeniidae.